Patella vulgata (common limpet) is the source of this 8988-nucleotide messenger RNA. RefSeq names its product ankyrin repeat domain-containing protein 49. Lineage: Eukaryota; Metazoa; Mollusca; Gastropoda; Patellidae. The record is from RefSeq and is a predicted model, not a curated record. The transcript is spliced from 4 exons. Bases 115 to 801 code for a protein of 228 amino acids. Gene Ontology annotation, molecular function: protein binding.
GCGCGGGGCACAUCCGGUUAUUGUUUUGAUCGUAAAGAAAGGGUUGAACAUUGUGCCAUUCUGGAAUAUAUUUUUCUCCGUGGUUGAAUAAAGCCUCAAGUUUUCCAGACUAAUAUGUCUGAAGGUGAAAAAUGUGGUCUUGCAAUGAAUGGUGGUGAUAUCCCACCCCCAAAUCUUGCGCUGGAUGGCGAUAUUUUACAGCAAAUAUUACAAGCAAAAACUGGGGCACCAAACAAAUUUCAGAGUUUCUGGGAAAUGGAUGAAGAAGACAUUGAUGAAUUUACAGAGGAUGAAAUUGAAAAUGAACCAAAGAAAAGAAUAUUAUGGGCUGCUGAAAAUAAUAAAUUAGAGAUUGUUGGAUGUUUGUUGAUAGAGGACCCAGGAUUGGUUAAUUCUUGUGAUAAUGAUCAUUAUACCCCAUUACAUAGAGCUGCUUAUAAUGGUCACGAAGAAAUGGUUAAACUGUUGUUGUCUAAAGGUGCUAAUGUUAAAGCUGAAACAGAAGAUGGCUGGCAUCCAUUACACAGUGCAUGUCGUUGGAACAGCACAAGCUGCGCAGAAAUUCUUCUUCAGAAUGGAGCAGAUAUCAAUGCUGUCACCCACGGUGGUUUGACCCCCUUACAUCUUGCUGCAUCGCAACCCGAGAAUCGAGAAACUAUCGAAAUGCUGCUCUCACAACCGUCCAUUGAUACGACCAUUCGCAGCAAAAUAGGAGAAACGGCCCGGGAGAUUUGUUCCAGAGCCAGCGACCUACAUAAGUUGUUUGAAGUCGCUGAUAAAAAUAUCAACGAAAUCAAUUAAAAAGGUUGUGAGACGGAUGAUGAUUUGUCUUUUAUAAGAUUAUAUUAGAGUAGUUAUUUUAAAUAUAUUGAGGUAGAUUUACAGCCCAUUAUUCUAUUAAAUUCUUUCGAUGUAAAGCCAAGCUUACAUGUAUGUCGCCCUUGCAACGAUUAAGAACUAUAUUUAACUGGCAUAUCUUCGACUGUAGAAAAACUUUUCAGUCGGAACUAGUCUCAGCCAGUUUGACUUUGUUUUUGCUCUACUUUUGAGUCUCGUUGCGGACAUUUUUACUCAGUCUCAAGUGCCAUGAAUUCAUCUAUGGCCAUCAACUUUUAGCACAGGUCGAGCUCGCCAAUAGGAACUGGUUUUAAAAGACACAUGAUAGUACUACAAAAUGGGAAAACCCCUAUUUUGUUUUUAGUCGACAAUACUGGUCAACCUUCUUGCUGGCGUCUUGAUCCCAGUUACAGUCCCAAUUAAUCAGUUUUAUCAGCGUCGACCUAUCUAUGAUCGUCAGCGACAUAAGCUUGAUGUUUUUACUUAUGUGUAUUUCCGAAAUAAGCACAGCGUAAAAGCUAAAAUUCCACAAGUUUUAUUUUAAGGCUUGAAGUUAAUUUUAUUUGUGUUGCUCACUUUGAUCAACAUUCCUCUAUCUUUAUUUCAAACUUUAGAUUUUAUCAAUCAUUUCAAACAUUAGAUGUUAUCAAUCAUUUCAAACAUUAGAUUCUAUCAGUCAUAUCAUCUAGGAUAAUAAAGCACCUGUCACAUACAAUGUCAGGUAAUAAAACACCUGUCACAGACAAUGUCAGGUAAUAAAACACCUGUCACAGACAAUGUCAGGUAAUAAAACACCUGUCACAGACAAUGUCAGGUAAUAAAACACCUUGUCAAAGACAAUGUCAGGUAAUAAAACACCUGUCAUAGACAAUGUCGGGUAAUAAAACACCUGUCAUAGACAAUGUCGGGUAAUAAAACACCUGUCACAGACAAUGUCAGGUAAUAAAACACCUGUCACAGACAAUGUCAGGUAAUAAAACACCUGUCACAGACAAUGUCAGGCAAAAGUUUAGGUUUUGUCCGGCACACUCUCUAUGACGUCAGUAAUUUUUAAUCUGGCAUCAGUUUAUAUUUUGUCAAUUUUUUUUAUUGAUAUGUUCAUCCACAUGCCUGGCACCGAAUUCAAAAACUCAGAUAAUAGUUCAUUAGUACCUGAUAUUAUGUCAGGUACAGAUAAAUUAUUAUUUUCAGGCCUGGUGAUAAUUAUUUAACCACACCUGUAAUUAAUGAACAUACCUGUAAUUAAUUAACCCGCCUGUAGGUUAGAUUAAAAGUUUCAGGUGUUUUAUUCUACCAUGUCUAAUUCUGGGGGAAAACAUUAAAAGAAAUAAACCUUGAUGUUUUUUUGCCAUUUUAUUGUAAAAUGAAAUGCGUUGUGAUGACAGUUAUAGAAAUAUUUCCAGCUGUAUACACCUCUCUUAUUUUACUGAUAGAUGUGUAUACAGCCCUGAGCUAAUGUUAUGUUGGUUUAUACAGCCCUGAUCUAUUGUUAUGGUGGUGUAUACAGCCUUGAGCUAUAGUGAUGGUGGUGUAUACAGCCCUGAGCUAUAGUGAUGGUGGUGUAUACAGCCCUGAGCUAUAGUGACGUUGGUGUAUACAGCCCUGAGCUACAUGUAUAGUGAUGUUGGUGUAUACAGCCCUGAGUUAAAGUAAAAUUGGUUUAUACAAAUUACCAUAUGAAAUGACUAUGUACAUAUCUAUAUAUAUUUUAUGUUUUGUUUGAGUGUUUUUGUGUGUUUUAGUUUUUAGUUAUAUCUAUAUAUAAAUUAACUCAGUCACUAUUUUUAAUUAUCUUUAUUUUCAAAUUGUAGUGAUACUUAAAUUAUUUAAGUACGAGAAAAAACUUUCCUACGACUUUUUCAGUCUAUAAUUUUCCUUACAUAUAAAUAUGGAUCAUGCACCAGGCAUGAUACAUGAAUCUCUAGAAAUUCAGGUUUUAUUUUUAUUGUACGAUAAUUGUAUAUUGACAGUAUUUAACAACAUGUUGUAUAUCACACAUUCAACUUCUUAGUAUCGAUGGAUGACGUCAGGAUAUCAUUUUGAACUAUAGACAGUAUAGUAUACUGUGUAUAUCAGACAUUCAACUCAUUAUUAAUUUACAACUAGAGUCUUAGUUCAUAUUUUAUCAUAGUACAUCCCACGUGUGGAUCGAGGGAUCUUGUUCAAUUCACAAAAGGCUGAUUGUCAGUUUUAUUCUUACUGACUUCCACUGUAUCUUGGGGGAUAAAUCUAUUUGAUAAGGUCAGCUCGCUGAGGUGUAAAUAAGGCUAGGGCACGUGAUUGUUGGCGAGAUUGUAGGUUAGGGUAAGCAUUGGGGCCAAGUCCAGGGUUAGGGUUGGAAUUAGCGCUAGCCCUAUUUUGGGUGUCUAUAACGGCCAUUAAUUUUGAUUGGUCAAUAACUGUGAAGCAAUUUCGGACUUACGCUGAAUGACAUAGUUGAUAAUUGAGGCUACAAUAUGGCUGGAUAACAGAGUCACUAAUUUGAAGAUCGUGUGAUAACGACGACGUGUCCAUGGAUCAUAAAAUGGCAAAUGUAUGAUUAAAGAACGUAGCAUGUUUUUACCGUGGGCGGUUCGACAGAAUGUACGUUAUCGGACUUAUAUACCCUCUGUGUUCGAUACCUGAAUUGGCCGAGAAAGUUCAUCUGGAUUUUCCGGCAUGAUUUCCCCUUGUCAGUUUGUGGUGCAGGCCUGACAAGGACAGCUGUCUCAUCGUUCAGAUAGGACGAAAAACAAAGCCGUGUAUACAUUGGCGGGCAUGUAAAAGAUCCCUUGGCAGUUGGAAUUCGAUAUAAAAGUAGGCCAUAGUGCCGCUACCCGAUCAAAAUUUCCCUCAUAGCACACUGUUUGGCGUAUGCCUGUCUUCAUUAGCCCAGUCGGAGCAAAACAGUAGGAUGUUAAACCACAUUUCAUUUCAUUUUGUAUACCCUUUGUACGUAACUUGAGAUUUGAUUAACUAUCGGUGAAAUUGAUGGGCUAGAUAACUUAACCUGUCAGUCAAUUUACACAUCAUAAAAUUUGAAUAUAAAGGAAUUUAACCUUAGUUUUAUGUGGAAAAACAUUGAAAACUUAAUUUAUAAAUUAAAAGAGAUUAAUACAAUUGAACAAAAUGUCUUAUAUAUCUUCUGAAAUAGGUGAAAAUUUGAUCAAAAUGUGAGUCCUGCACUGUAGAAAUGCACCCCAGUACAAACACUUACAAACACUCCUUGCUAUAAACACUCCUUGCUAUAAACACUCCUUGUUACAAACACUCCUUAUAUAGACAUGGGACCCAUUUUAACAACAUUAUUUUCUAGUCAUUUGUGUUAUAGUUUGACAUCUCCUUCAUUCAGAUCACCUGUAAUAUUUUAUUUGUGUUUAAUUUGCAAUUUGUAUGAUAUCAAUUAAUGAGCUAAUGUUUUUAUUUUCUAUAAAAGUUUUAUUCAGGAGAAAACAUAGUAAUACAUUCCAUAGGAAAUAUUUCAUUAAGCAAUAUAUGCUGGGUUUGUUUCAUAUUAGCCAUGCAAUUAUUAUCAUGCAUAUUAGCUAAGUUUGUUGCAUUUAGCUAAGCUUGUUACAUUUAGCUAAGCCUUUUACAUUUAGCUAAGCUGGUUAAAUUUAAAUUAGCUUGUUAAAUUUAGCUGAGCUUGUUAUUAUAAUCAUGCAAUUAGCUAAGCUGGUUAAAUUUAGCUAAGCUGGUUAAAUUUAGCCGAGCUUGUCAAAUUUAGCUAAGCUUGUUAAAUUUAGCUAAGUUUGUUAAGAUUAUCUUGAAUAUCAUCAUGCAUAUUUGAUCUUGUUUCGAUAUGAAAGAAAUGUCAAUCUAACUUUAUUCUGUAAAUUAAUUGUAAUAUUUCUAAUCUUAUGCAAAUGUUUUUUUAGACAUGUUUUAAUCCGGUAGCAAAUAGGAUUAAGUUUUUAAAAUGUGGCCGUCAUAUUUACCUGGCAAUGAAAUCGAUCCACUGGAUAACUUACCUGUUAAUUAAUUAACAUCCAAUUAGAAUUAGAAUUUCAAAGAAUUUAACCUUAAAACACUAUGAAUAUAGUUUUAUUUUCUUAAUUCAACAAUCUGAUUAAAACACAGAUCCUAUUUCGUUUCGUUUUUUAUAGUUCAAAAUUUCGUUUUACUUGUCUUUACUACACUAAGAGUUGUUAUAUAACCCGCAUUCUGGAUGAUGUAAGGGAUUAGCCAAAGAAAAACGAUCUGUUAUGGCGAGAUUUUGGGGUGAGGUGCACGGAACUGGGGGUAACCAUCUAGAAACAUCAAUGCUGAAUGGUUAAUCAAUUGUCUGAUGUCAUAGGGUCAAAAGCCGCUCGUAUGACCGCUGAAGCGACCUUCCACUACAACCGGUCAGAUCUUCAUGUAGUAGAGGCCAUUGAAAGUAUAAAAAACGAAACGGAAUAUAGAUCUGUAUUUUAACCAGAUUGAUAAUUAAAUGUUAAAUAAUGAAUUUGAAUACAUUUAAGCAUGGAUUAAGCAUCAAAAAAAUUAGAUAUUGUAUGAAAAAGACAACUUUAAUUGCUGGACCAUGAAUUUCUAGUUUUUCAGUAGAUUUCUUGUGUAAUAUAGUUUUUGUAUUGUUUUUUUUUUUUAUCAAAUUAUGGCCAACAAUAUUCUGAUAAUUAAAAUCAAUUAUCUUCUGUAUUUGUCCUAUUAGCACCGAACUACUGUUCCUUGGUCGUCCUAAACCGUCUGUCAACUGGCGUGGUUUCGAAUCUCAAGUUGUACGUGACAAGGAGUAGGGUCGCCUGUCCAACCUUGAGGGUUUUCUCUGGGUCCUCCGGUUUCCUCCCACUGCUAAAGACCCCUACGCACAAGUGAAUUAUUGAAAUAAAAUUAAACCAUAUGUUUGUCCCGAAAUGACGUAGUUUGUGUUGAGUGGACUUUAAACCCCAUUUCUCUCUCUCUCUGUCUCCCCUAAACCGUCUGUGUUAGAGAGAGAGAGAGAGAGAGCGAGAGCUAAGGUCCUCUCCACGACCACGCAGGGUGUUGGGAUGGCCGAAUGGUUAGCACAUGGGUGUUGAAUCAUGAGGUGGGUUAGGAUAAGUCGAAUUUGUAGUUUUGUCAACUCGACACUAAACGACGAGCAAAUGGCUUUUACAUGUCAGUAUUACUUUACUAUAUAUUGGAUUGUAAUCACUAUUGUUAUUGUGUAUUUACUGUGUAUUAGAUCUUGAUCAACAAUUAGUCUCUGAUUCAACUUUUCAUGAAUAAGAUACCGUAGUUGAGCCAUUGUAAGGACCAUCCUUCCAGAUAAACCACUGUUUAUUGAUAAAGUGGUUGUGCCAUUGUAAGGUCCGUCCUUCCAGAUAAACCACUGUUUGUUAAUAUUGUAGUUGUGCCAUUGUAAGGACCAUCCUUUCAGACUAACCACAGUUUAAUAAUAUGGUAGUUGUGCCAUUGUAAGGACCAUCCUUUCAGGCUAACCACAGUUUAUUAAAAAGGUAGUUGUGCCAUUGUAAGGACCAUCCUUUCAGGCUAACCACACAGUUUAUUAAUAAAGUAGUAGUGUCAUUGUAAGGCCUGUCCUUCCAGAUAAACCACUGUUUAUCAAUAAGAUUGUUGUGCGAUGGUAAGGACCAUUCUUUCAGAUAAAUCUUUAUCUAUGAAUAAUGUAGUUGUGUCAUUGUAAGGUCCGUCCUUUCAGACUAACCAUAGUUUAUUAAUGAAUAAAGUAGUUGUGCCAUUGUAAGGAUCCUCCUAUCAGAUAAACCACAGUUUAUUAAUAAGGUAGUUGUUCCAUUGUAAGGAUCCUCCUAUUAGAUAAUUCUUUAUUUGUGAAUAAUGUAGUUGUGUCAUUGAAAGGCCUAUCGUUUCAGAUAAACCACAGUUUAUUAAUAAGGUAGUUGUGCCAUAGUAUCCUUCCAUCUGUCUAUGAAUAAUGUAGAGGUGCCAUUGUAAGGCCCAUCCUUCUAGAUAAAUCACUGUUUAAUAAUAAUCCCUGUCUGUCCAUAUAUGUACAUCUUGUUACAUUAUGACCUUUAACCCUGGCUGAAGUGUUCCUUAAACUUGUGAUGUUAUAAAAGUAUUUUUUUUGUAAUAUUUAUAAUGAAAUGCCAAGUACUUUCUGAAAGUGGUUUUAUUUUUUUCUGAUAAAUGUCUCAUUUAUACCCACCAUGUUUAUAGAUACAGUGGACGAAGUGCCAAAUACUUUUUGUUGUCUAUUACUUAUAGAUUAGUUGAACCAGGAACUGGAUCCAUGCGCUACUCUUCUUCUCCUUCUUCAUGGUAGCGACACGCUUCCAAAAAACAUUGGCUGAGAAAGUUCAUCAGGAUUUUCUGACGUGGUUUCCCCUUGUCAGUGGUGCAGGAUAGAGUUUGACAAGACAGCUGUCUAGUCAUUUGGAUGGGACGAAAAACUGAGGUCCUGUGUACACAUUGACUUGCGCAUAAAGGAUCCCGUAGCAGUUGAAAUUUGAUAUAAGAGUAGGUCGUAGUUUAGCUGUCCGGGCAAAAUUUCCCUCAAAGCACACCGUAUGGAGCAUGCCCGUCUUCAUUAGCCCAGUGGGAGCAGAACAGUGGGAUGAUAAACCACAUUUCAUUUUAUUUCUUCAAAAAACGCCUAAAGCUCCGCUAAUUCAAGUACAAUAAACAUAAUAUUUGGCGUGCUUGUUCUUUGGACAAUUGCGCUACGAUUUGCGGUCCCUAUUUCAAGAUUGCAGCGAUGGCGUCAGUUCCUGGUCCAUAUAAUACUGUCAUAUUUGUUUGAGUUACUACUAUUAUUAUCAAAAUGUUUUUAUGUUGUAUACGAACAUGUUUAUUAGAUCUUAUUUUGUAGAUAAAUGUUGUAUAAAUGAUAAGAUACAUAUCUAGGCUACUAGAAACAUAUCUAUAUUUCAUCAACUAACGGUGUCCGUAGUAGAUUUCCUUCCAGUCUGAUAUGAUAUUCAGAUGGCUACAUAAGAGCUAUUGCAAGAUUUUUUGUUGACUUCACGUGUUAUAUAAAUUAUUAUUUAGCCAUUUAUUAACAUUACAAACCCAUGAUCGACUCUCUAGACAAUCGGAUGGCCGAGAUAUUAAAUGGAUUAUAACUACCGUGCUAUUUAAUAAUUUAAUGUUUAAAUGUAUAAUCAAGACUUUGUUUAUUAUCGUAGCCAUGGUACUUGACAAUCAAGAACAUCUUGUUAAAACUUCAAACACUUUUAACUUUGCUCAGACUAAAAUAAUUUGACUGAAAAUCUCAAUAUAUUCUUUUUUCAUAAUCGAUUUUCAAACUAUUAUAGCAAGAACGGUCAGAUCUUUAUCUAAAUCUUACACAAUGCUGAAUGCAUCUUUAAGCUCUGACAAGUUGGAUAUUGGCUGAAAAAUUCGGGAUAGGGACCGGCAGCCAUAACAAUAAUUUAAAACAAUUUCAUCCACAUCAUGAAAUAAUGACCAUGAAUAGAAGUAUUGACAAACUCAUUAUGCAUCUUUAAAGUUACAAUUUCAUAUUUUUAAGUUAUAUUUUUAAAAUGUAUUAAAAUAAAGCCCUAAAAUAGAUGGUAUCUAUAAACAGUCCUACCUUGUUAAAGAAUAAUCCUAUUAAUCCUAUAAUUCACUAUUGCCAGUUGAGAAAUUGGCAAAAGUAUCAUUGUCAACUUCAAAUUCAAACGUUUGAAGAUAGCUAUUCCUUGGUGGGGAAUAGGAAAACAAGGGAGGUAAUUGUGUUAUUAUUUCCGAUGUGAAGAUUUUUAAGUGUGAGAAAGAUAACCUAUGAUCAUAUAAAGAGAGUUGACAGCCUAUUGAGGAAAAGACAUAGAAAUAAUUAUGUUUUGACUUUCUUAGAAAAUAUGAAAUUGUAACUUUAACAUCAUUCAUUGUUGUCAUUGUUAAGUUUAUAGAAUCGGCUCACCUGUUAGUUAUUCACCAAGUCCGAACUUUUUUUCUUUUUCUUUGUAAAAAGGUCUAUUUUUAUGUCAUAAAAGUAGAAAAGUAUAGUCUUGCUCAACCAGUUUCUAAUUGGUGAAACAACAACAGGGUUAAGGUAUUAAUUUAGUCUGGUUGAACAAGACUAUGGUAAUAGAAAAGGCCGAACUUUUGCCAGAAAUACUAUUUUUUCACCGAUGAUUUUGACUUGACAGUGUAUGACGACGAUUGCUUAUAUAAUUUAUAUUUGACACAUAACCUUUUUACAGCUUAAAAAUAUUAUAAACAAAUGUUUUGCAUGUAUUUUAAUAAAACUUUACCACAGCUUAA